AUGUCUCGCACUGACUCAGCCUUGCUUGCGCCAGAUUCCCUUCACCUUGAAUCCUCAUCAUUGCUGCACGCCUUCUCAUGGCUCGGGAGCUUGACGCCCGCCUUUGGGAUUGCACGCUUGGAGCCUUUGCCUUCGACCCUGGACCUCGUCCACACUGGGCCGCCGAUGUUCCUCCAGAGCCCCGCUUGUUCAGGGCUGUCGAUUUUGGCCUACGGGGUCAUGCGGGCAGAGUUCUCCCUGCCGGUGUCGGAUUUUGUGCACCCAGACCUGCCAUUGUCGCUGCGCGGCUCAGUGCGGUCUGAGCCACCCCUCUCUGCCUACGGCCUGUCCCGCAUGGACUCCUCGCUGCUUGUGCUGGAUUCCGUGCAGCUCAGCUCCCCAUCGCUGUCGCGGGGAUUCUUGCGGAUUGGUUUGCCACCCUCGGUCUUUGGCAUCACCAGGUCGGAGUUGCCCUUGCCGGUGCUGGACCCUGCCAGCUCGGGACUGUCCAUUUUCCUCAGGGGACUUACCAGGCCUGGCCUUUUUCUGCUUGCUUACGGGCUUACUCGGACUGAUCUCUCCUCGCCAGCAGCGGACUUUGCUCAUAUCGAGCUCUCGGCUUCGCCCCGCUCCCUCCUUCGGCCUGGGCUGACGCCUUCGGCAUACGGCCUGUGCCGUGCAGAGCCCUUGCUGCCCGUCCUGGACCUCGUGCAGCUGAGCUCCUCGUCGCCGCCGCGUGGCCUUUUCCGGCUGGACAGUAGCCUGCCUGUCCUGGGUUCAAGCAGGCCAGAACCCAUCCCAUCGGUGCUGGACCACGUAUCUUUAGGCUUGUCCACAUUUUCGCGUCACCCUGCAAGGCUUGGUUCUGUGAUGUUGGCCUAUGGCAUGGUUCGGCCCGGAUUUCUUCUGUUGGCUUUGGACCAUGCCAUGAUGGGCAGCUCAUCGCCUCUGCAAAGUCACCUGCAUUUGGACUUGCCUUUGCCUGCCUUUGGCCUGUGCUGCAUGGGCUCCAGUCUGCUGCCACCGGACCUGGUCACGCCGGGAUUGCCACUGCCUCUGCAAGCUCCUGCACGGCCAGACCUCCUGCUGCCGGCUUACGGCCUGACUUGCUCAGGCCUGACCUUGCCAACCCUGGACUUGUUUAACGCAGGCUUUUCCCCCUCUUUGCGCACGCUCGCCUGA
Molecule: messenger RNA, 1161 nt
Organism: Effrenium voratum
Lineage: Eukaryota; Dinophyceae; Suessiales; Symbiodiniaceae
Source: the annotation of a GenBank genome assembly